CUUUGUUAAAAAAUGAAAUUCAAGCGCAUACACACAGCUCAGCCCAACUAAGAUCGAUCUCAACCGUCACCACGCAGAGCUUCAAAGCUUCCCCAUUUUAAUUCAUACUGAAAUUCAAUUUCUUUUUCUUUUUUUGUUAUCGAAGUUUUAGGUCGGAAUCAGAACGAAGUCAUUUCAGUUUUGGAGAUGAUUAUUUUGAUUUGUUUUAGUUGAUUGAGGAGGCUAGGCUCGGGUCUAAUUCUCGCUUCAAUUCAAUUCACGCAUGGACUCGAUCUGGACUCAAAGUGGACCGACCGACGCUUGGCAUUUCAUCGUCGCCGUGUUAUUCGCUCCCGGUUUCGUCGUCGCUAGGUUCUUGCUCGAUAAAUUCAUCUUUCGACGGUUAGCCAUCUGGUUGUUGAGCAAUGGAAAUCUCCCAUUAAAGAUGAAUGAAGCUGCAAGGGCAAAAGUUGGAAAAUGUUCGGAAUCUAUGUGGAAAUUGACAUACUAUGCUACUGUUGAAUUUUGUAUUCUCAAAAUUGCCUACCAUGAGCCAUGGUUCAGAGAUACAAAAUUGUAUUUUGAUGGCUACCCAAAUCAAGAGUUAAAGCUCCCCUUAGAGCUUUACUACAUGUGCGAAUGUGGGUUUUACAUCUACAGCAUUGCUGCCCUCUUGACAUGGGAAACUCGUAGAAAGGAUUUCUCUGUAAUGAUGUCUCAUCAUGUAAUUACUGUUAUCCUGAUCGGAUACUCAUACCUUUCUAGUUUUUUCCGGAUUGGCUCAAUUAUCCUUGCCUUGCAUGAUGCAAGUGAUGUAUUUCUGGAAGCUGCAAAAGUGUUCAAGUAUUCUGAGAAUGAACUUGGGGCAAGUGUAUUCUUUGGGUUAUUUGCUAUCUCAUGGCUCGUACUACGACUAGUAUUUUUUCCAUUUUGGGUCAUCAAAUCUUCAAGCUAUGAUCUUCUGAACUACUUGAAUCUAUCAGAGAUUUAUCCAACGGUCGUGUACUAUGUCUUUAAUACAAUGUUACUGAUGCUGCUUGUGUUCCACAUAUAUUGGUGGGUUCUCAUAUGCUCAAUGAUUAGGAGACAGCUGAAAAAUAGGGGAAAAGUCGGAGAAGAUAUAAGAUCUGAUUCUGAGGACGACGAUUAGGUGAAAGAUUGAAGAUUUUUGUUGUGGGUAAUGAAUAUUAGCCGUGGGGAGAGAUUACAAAAUGACUAUUUUGUAGAUUUGGCUCUGUGCGCAAUUGAGAGGAGAAGUAGAAGAACUAAUCAUAUUUUGUCUUCUUGAUUUCUUUCUGGUGUAGAAACAUUAGGCAAUUCUUGUAUAAUUCACCGCGAUAAACCUAUGUUUUGAUAUUAGUUUAGUCCUUAUAUCGAGAAAUGCAAAAGAAAAGAAAAAGGUUUCAGUUU
This is a messenger RNA of Pistacia vera, 1389 nucleotides long. Its product is annotated as LAG1 longevity assurance homolog 2. Gene Ontology annotation, biological process: ceramide biosynthetic process. Gene Ontology annotation, cellular component: endoplasmic reticulum; membrane. The record is from RefSeq and is a predicted model, not a curated record. Lineage: Eukaryota; Viridiplantae; Streptophyta; Magnoliopsida; Sapindales; Anacardiaceae. Gene Ontology annotation, molecular function: sphingosine N-acyltransferase activity. The transcript has 6 exons. Bases 263 to 1129 code for a protein of 288 amino acids.